Molecule: messenger RNA, 2085 nt
Organism: Phaeodactylum tricornutum CCAP 1055/1
Lineage: Eukaryota; Bacillariophyta; Bacillariophyceae; Surirellales; Neidiaceae
Exons: 6
Coding region: 1-2085 (694 amino acids)
Biological process (GO): DNA integration
Molecular function (GO): nucleic acid binding
Source: RefSeq, a predicted model, not a curated record
AUGACUUCCGUAUGUAACGCGAAUACGGUGAAUUUGCGCAAUAAGGCCGACACAAACUCCACACCUGCGAAAAUCAGCUCCGGCACUACUCUCUCAUACUUGACUUCUACAAAAGACAGCAGCUCCUGGACCGGCACUGCGGAAGCUUUUAUCUUGCAUUGGAAAAACCAUCUACGCAUCUACAAUGCUACCGUGCCAACUACGGAACAGGUGCCACCGCAACUCUGCCUCUUUUUACUCGAGUCUUCUGUUCGCGACGUCUCCGAACUACGUCAAGUCAACACUACAGCGAAUUUAGAUUUAGCUAAAGGGGGGUCUCCCAUUGACUAUGAAAAUUAUCUAAGUCUACUUCCCGCUGCAGCAACUUUAUACAACAAGGGGAACAACCUUUCCAACUCUUCUAGCCCUAAAACCAAGCGUAGUGCCUUUGUUGCCGAAAGCAUCUUCCCCAACAAUAACUACGGCAUUGAUUAUGACAUUGAUUUAUCUCUGUCCAUUCUGUACAAAGCAAAUAAUUGCUUAGCCUUGUGUGGCUAUAAUUUAUCAAAUGCUCACAACCGUCGAGCUGGAGAUCAAAAUCAAGACCGCCAGGGCAAUGUCAACCGUGAACAACCGUAUAUCCUCCGUGAGAUGUGGGAUAAACUGUCCAAUGAUGCAAAGGCAAUUCUCCGAGGCAUGUCCUCUCCCGCGGAAGGUCAUGCCUUGUCUACAGCAACCGACAUGGGACACCCCUCCCCAACCGACGACUUGUUGAAUGAAAGCAACAACAACAAAUUCCACAAUUGUGGAAACAAUACGGAACUACUUGCCCACCUUACUGAUUGUUCUAGCCCUAUGGCAAACGGUGACAUUUGCAAAGUUCUUGCCUCUGCCUCUUCCCACAAGAAAAACGCAAACAACUCCAUCCAGUCAAACAUGCUUGAGUACACCAUUUCACGGCACUCCAUUGUGGGAACCACAUCUUCUCUCAUUGACAGAGGUGCCAAUGGCGGACUUGCUGGAAUUGAUGUUAAGGUUAUCAACAAAACAGGCCAUUCGGCAAGCAUCACUGGUAUCAACGACCACACUCUGCCUGAUUUGGACAUUGUCACCGCUGCUGGCCUUGUUGAAUCCCAGAACGGACCUAUUAUUGUCUUAUUACAUCAAUAUGCCCAUCACGGAAAAGGAAAACUAUCCAUUGUGGGACUUGCAUACAUGGACAUGCGUCCAAAUUCCGACGCAGAGUUUGAUACAAUUCCCCACAUUGUACUUACUUCCAAUGUCAAUUGGGACCCGUCCAUCAUUGACAAUGAAAUUGACCUUGCCACGGAUUGGUAUGAUACCAUCCAGGAUCUCCCGAACGACCCAUAUGUUGAACCUUGUUUCAAUUCAACCGGGGACUACCGGCAUAGACAUGUUGCGAAUUUUUACAUAUUUUCGUCACCUGCAAUGAUUGACCGUUCCACCGCUAUUGACAUCAAGAAAACUAUCUUGGCCACUACGCAAUUUGCUCGAGAGGUAUAUAAUGCACCCAUGCAUAAACAUUUCAAGUCUCGCUUCCCAUCGCUUAAUGUUCAUCAACGCAACGAAGCUGUGGCUACCGAUACCAUCUGGUUGGAUACGCCUGCCAUUGAUAAUGGAGCAAAAUUUGCGCAAUUAUUCGUUGGAUGCCGAUCGCUUGUUACCGAUAUUUAUCCCAUGAAAACAGACAAGGAAUUUGUUAACGCUCUCGAAGACAAUUUUUGUCAUCGAGGCGCCAUGGAUAAACUUAUCAGCGACCGCGCCAAGGCCGAAAUCAGCAAGAAAGUUUCCGACAUUACUCGUGCCUAUAACAUUGAUCAAUGGCAAAGUGAGCCCAACCACCAGCACCAGAAUUAUGCUGAACAUUGGAUUGCAACUGUGGAAGCAAAUGCAAAUAACAUUCUAAACAAAACAGGCGCACCCAAUUCUACAUGGCUAUUGUGUGUUUCCUACAUUUGUUAUUUAUUCAAUCAUGUGGCACAUGAGUCCUUGCACGACCGCACCCCAAUCGAAAUUCUUUCCGGUAGUACCCCUGACAAUAGCGUACUCCUUCAAUUUCAUUUCUGGGAACCAAUCUAUUAUUGA